Messenger RNA from Cyclospora cayetanensis, 4962 nucleotides. RefSeq lists its product as uncharacterized. The transcript has 43 exons. Gene Ontology annotation, molecular function: protein binding. Lineage: Eukaryota; Apicomplexa; Conoidasida; Eucoccidiorida; Eimeriidae. The record is from RefSeq and is a predicted model, not a curated record.
AUGCUGACCUACGGCGCCUCCCUCGGGGAGAUCCCCGCCGUGAAGGAACCUAUCCUGGAAGUGCGCUUGGCCUACAUGAAGUUCAAUACAGAUGUGCUGCCUCUCAUAGAAAACAAAAACAAGGUCUCUAUUGCCGUGAUAUACAGAGGGGAAAACCUUCCACACGCAUGUGGUGACCCUCGACGCAUCUGCUACAAAGUUUUCAGGAAGAAGAUAGAUGAUACCUUGGUCACGCUGACGCUCAACAACGCUUUCCAGCUACCCUUCAGCUCCGCGUUUCCAAUGACAUCCCCCAGCCUGGAAAUUUACGUGAUGCUGGAAAGCCUCUCCAACCUGCGGACUGUGCACAUGAGUGUGCGUCUGAAAUACACCACCGUCAAGGCCAAGAGUUUCAGUUUCUUCUGGAGUCAGAAAACGCGCCUUGCGGACGAUGAAUACGCACAGCAGCGGCAAAACAUUUUGCCCCAACUAGAGGCUCAGUGCGAAAAUUCUAGCGCCAUUCGAGGUCUCCUGAGGCAGGCGCGCAAAGAAAUACUGGAGCAGAAGAUUGAAGCCUUCUCAGCGCCCAUUGCAGGUGAGAUGACAUUCAAUCUUAAAGGUCUCACCUCGCGCAUCGACGAGCUCCUCGUGCAAAUGGACAGAGACGGAGUUGUUGUCGUCCCCAUGAUAACCCGUCUAAAGACAGGGGACUGUUCUGCCAGUCGAUUCGCCACUUUCUUCCUGGACAGCCAUCCGUACCGAAUCCUUGCAACCACCCCAAUUCCUUUGUUAAGCUCUGACACAGUCGUAAGGGCUAUGAACGGGAGUAUACGGGAGCGCACGAGAGAACACGGGUUUCUGGGGUGGGAUCGCUGUGCCAACAACACGUUCAACUUUCUCCUCGACAAGGCUCUUUCUACGAAUAUACACAGCUCACAGAAAUUUGGACUCGACCUGGGUUCACUGCCCUUCUACCGCAACGACGAAGACAGCAAUCCGCAGGAGACGAAAGAGCCUGAGCCCACCGAACCAAAAGCCAGGCAACCCCAGGAGGGCUUACGGGUGACUUCCACGAAGUGCUCCCACUUGCGUGAUCUUCGCACGUUUAUGGACAAGUGGAGAGAAAAAUAUCAUUUCCGUCGACUUCCUGCAGGCCACCCCCUCCGCAUUUUCGCUCUUUUUAAGCGUGACGAGCUCUUCGUAAGCCGACAAGGAACAGGACUCUCUGGCUCAGGGCUCCUUCUGGCGAUUCUUGUCUUGGGAGAUGAGAAGGUGGACGUAGAAGAAGCCAGCAAGCUCUACGGGAUUGAGAUACAGGCCCAACAGAUGAUCAACGAUGCAAUUGUCGCGCUGAAGAGGCAGACCGCCCAGGCGGUAGCGAAGACCUCGAAGUCGUCCAGACUGACAUGUCUCAGCACCUUGCUUAUGACAGCUGUGGAUUACAAGGGAUUCAGAGUAGUGGUCAUGCCGCUGUCAGACUCGAUACCAGAGGUCCUUGCAUGGCCUCAGCCGCUCUCUGAGCGCAUCCGCCACGAAAUAUCCUACAUCGAAAACAAGCUCAAUAUUUGCAACCUGCUGAGGCCAAUAUGCCCCUCAAAGCUUCCUCGCGACACAACAAUCCUUCUCUCUCUGAAAAACAGAGGAGCCGAUACGAUGAUGCUCUAUAGGACGUGCUACGCGCUUCCGCUUUUCUCCGGCAAAAGCGAAGCCGCCUCGAUUCCUACGCUUGCACAGCGCCUCCGUACUGUGGCAGUUGAGCACUCGGCUGAUAUGGAACUCGCCCUGAAGAAUAUUCAAGAAGCCCCCCAACAAACCACCCUAAAGGUCUGGCAAUGGCAGCACGGAUUUCGAGAUCCUACGGCACCUAGCCACGGGUACAACGAUGUAAUGGAGCGAUCUCCCUUCAAUCGCCUCUAUGCUCCUGUGGAUGAUCUAGAAGCCAGCGAGCCAGUUGUUUGCGGGCAAGCUCCUCCAGGCAGCGAGGGUCAGCGGCUGGAGACGCUUAUCAAGUCUGUAAUAAGAUCGGUUAUCCUGAAUGACGUCGUCGCUGAGCUGGAAAGGAUGGAUCCAUAUGGCCCUCAUGAUUCAAUCUCCCUUACCAGUUACUUGCAUAGGCGUGGCAUCAACAUGCGUCUCCUAGGUAUCUUUGUACAAUCAGCAUCCAGCAACGCACACAAACGCAGCCUCCGCUUUGCAGCACCUAGCUUUCCGCUUUUCAAGGAAAAGCUGCCUCCGCCAUGUGGACAGCAAAGUGGUUUCAUCUCAAAAGCUUCUUUAGUGUUCGCCACACUGAGCGCCCGGAGAAUGCUAUUCUGCGUAAAGGAGCACUGCUCUUUGACUGUCUUUGCGUUCAAGGGCGUCGAUGACGAUGCACUGAGUACUGCCACAAGCGACGACUCCACCGUUUUCGGCGAGCUUGUGAAAGCUGGAGCGGUGUGGCGAGGUGGCAACUGGUUUACGCACUCCUCAGCUUGUUAUCACAAGUACAGCAAGGAGUCCUUGUUGAGGGAAGGCUUCCUGGAACUUCCACUCUUCGUUGCCUCACGCUUGCUAGACGAUUCGCCUUACUUGUUGAAUUUAUCAAAGCAUAGAUUUCGCUCCUUUUCGUGAUGUUCAAAAUUGUUUGGCGUCGAGGCAUCGAUGGUGCGAAAGGAGCGAAUCUACCUGCCAGCUCUCUAUGUAUCAUUACAGCAUCACUGUGGAAUAAGUUUCCUUCCCUGCACGGCAUCAAUUGGCAACCUGUUGGAUCGAGCAUUCCCCCUCAUGCCGUCUCACAUCCGAGAUUCAUGGGAUGUGGAAGAUGCCACGGUGGAACUCAUUGGCAUCGCCUUGCGAUACGAGUCCUGGGAUGUUGCCCACCUCCUGGCACAGCGGUGUAUCGCGCAAUACCCCGAGGCGCAUGCAGCAUCGGUCCCGGCACGCCUGCUGCUUCUCCUGGCAGACGCACAUGGCUCGUCACAGCCUCCUCCGAGGGCACAACUAGUGGCUAGUGCGCACAGGAUCCAGCGGGUGCUGGACUUCCACUGGGGCGGCCAUCAUCCUUCGACUCUUGAUGUAACAGUUGCACAGGCCUGGGUUUCAAGCCUUGGGCGCGAUUGGCGACAGUGCGUUGCGGGAUUGCAAGCAGCAGUAUCCCUCAGCGCAGUACUCUCUGUGUCUCUGAAAAACGAAGACCUUACGAGCCUAAAGCAGCUUCUGACUGUCAUCGCAACGGAUGAUGCCUCUAAGAUCCCAGCGGGGAUACCCCCAGCGCCGGUUACUCCAAAAAUGGCCGGCCUCCUUCGAAUGCUCGCGCACUGCAAGCUUGCGCUUGUCUAUGGUCGCCUUCGAAGCAAUCGCAGGGAAUUCAUCUCCCCAGAACAAGUGGCGAUGAUGGCGAAUAGUGCUUCCUUGAUGCUGCAGUGGGCGUUGGAUGCCUACGACUUUCAUUUUGGAGCAAGGCAUACUUUAACAAUGACAGCAGCGCGCGAGUUUUCCAUGUCACUACUAUUGCUGAUUGACGCCACAAAAAACGAAUCAGGAGGAGUUAUUUUGGAACGAGGGAUUGAGAUCGCAUCCAAAACUUUAGAGUGGCAGACCAGAGUUCUCGGGAGGUGUCAUUUGGAAACACUCGCCACAGGUCAAUUGCUUGCUGUCUUGUUAGCUAAUCAAGGCCGGUAUCGCCGCUGCAUUGAAAUUUACGAAGCCGUUAUUCGUAAUGCAUUUACUAGGCUAGUGCACAAACCAUCGCUGCGUCGGUACCGGCCUGACAAUGAAUUUUCAAGAGUCUGCUGGUGCCUACCUGAUCCGUAUUUCUACGACAUGUUCGAAACGGUUCGUCCUACAAACAGGUUUUUCCCGAAGAUCAAAGCGGUCCUCCCCAACUUGGAUGACGAACAGGCUCUAGCAGCUCUGAACCGAGAUAUUGGCGUACCAAUAUCUGGCCAGGCCGAUACCUGUUGCAGUGCGUCAAACAAUCGCGCGAAGUCCUUUGGGGCUAAACCUAAUCAAGAGUAUAUACUACGUCCUAAUCAAAAGGUCAAACUCAAAAGCCGAUCGCUAUCAAAGAAAGUAUGCCGUCUUGAACCGGGCCUUGCUCCUGUGCCAAUCAUAUGGGUAUGUUCUACAGCCAUGAGUAAACCACCAAACGCCAGUGGUAAUCAUAAAUCGCCAGAGCCAACGGAUGGAGGAGCUCCGGUGACAGCUCCUAAGCAGCCGAAUGUCCCGUCCCCCGUCACUUCUAAGGACGCAAGCAAGGCAAACUUCAUUCAGCUCGACCCUACGGAUCAUCCGAUCUUUCGUGCGUAUCCUAUAAAAAUGAACUUAAUGCGUUGGUUGUGUGCUGCAGCCACUAUGCAGUCGAAGGCUGCAAGCGACAAGAUGUGCCCUGUAAUUCCGGACCUAGUGAACGAUAUGUUUCUAGUUUAUAUCAACUUUGCGGUGGAAAAGCACAUUGUUUCUAGGCUGGUUUCUCUCUUUCUGCUUCUUGACUAUUUUGAAAAGCAAAGCUACACGGCCGUGUCAUAUGAUGACUUUGAGACCGCAUGUACGAAAUCUGAGGGUGAUGUUACAUCCCAUUCUUUUCUGACUUGGCUACUCGACCUCUCCGAAACGUCUGACGUGCAAGUGAUGGAGUACAUAGAGCAUUAUCCCUUCAGAAUCCCAAAAGAGGAACUUUUUAACCAGGACAGCGAUGUAAUCUUCCUUCUCUGUCACCCCAAAGAGAAAGACAGUAAAAGUGGCACAUCUCGCGACUGCAUUUUGGACCACUACCUUGGGCAUCUCCUUUCAAAAGCGGAAACGGCAGUAUUCAACGCCUGCCAGCUCAUCCUUUCAGGGGACUCUAAGAGCUUGUCCCAAGCUGCCCAGGCCUAUUCUUCUCCUCUGGAAAAAUUAAAGCGGGCGAUUUCUAAGCUGAAAGUGAUAUUACUUUUGCUCGGAAAGUGCGCAAUUGUUUUUGUAUCUCACUGCGUCUGCUUUGAGCCCUACCACCACAAUAGUUGA